AUGGCUUCGAUACGGCUGUCACGGGCUGGGGCACAAGCCGCUCUACGCAUCUUUACCCCGAUCACGCAAACCCGAGCUGCGACGUCCAUAUCGCCAGCGGCAGCGUCAACGUCGAGUGCCCUCCAGGAUGCUCUUGUCGCCGAGGCUCCCCGUAUCAAUUGGACGCGGGACGAAAUCAGACAGAUAUACGAAACACCCCUCCACCAGCUUACAUAUGCCGCUGCCACCGUCCACCAGCGAUUCCAUGACCCUUCGGCUAUCCAGCUAUGUACUCUGAUGAAUAUCAAGGUCGGCGGCUGCUCAGAAGACUGCUCGUACUGCUCGCAGUCCUCACGAUACAACACAGGCCUCCAGGCCUCGAAGAUGAGCUCUGUCGAGGCUACCUUAGAAGCCGCCCGCAUCGCCAAAGAAAACGGUAGCACCCGUUUCUGUAUGGGCGCCGCCUGGCGGGACAUGCGUGGUCGGAAGAACAGCCUGCGUAACAUCAAGAAAAUGAUCUCUGGCGUUCGAGCGAUGGAUAUGGAGGUGUGCGUGACACUCGGGAUGAUCGACGGCGAGCAGGCCAAGGAGUUGAAGGACGCGGGGCUGACCGCCUACAACCACAACGUCGACACCUCCCGCGAAUUCUACCCCUCCGUCAUCACCACCCGGACAUACGACGAGCGGCUCCAGACGCUGAGCCACGUGCGCGAUGCCGGCAUCAACGUUUGCUCUGGCGGGAUUCUGGGCCUGGGCGAGGACGAUUCUGACCGUGUGGGCCUGUUGCAUACCGCCGCAACACUCCCUGCACAUCCAGAGUCGUUCCCCGUUAACGCUCUCGUGCCCAUCAAGGGAACUCCCCUCGGGCAUAGGAAACCCAUCGCGUUCGAUAAGGUGCUCCGCACCGUCGCGACGGCGAGGAUCGUCCUUCCCAAGACCACUGUCCGACUCUCCGCAGGUCGCAUAAACAUGACUGAAGAACAGCAGGUGGCCUGCUUUAUGGCUGGGGUUAAUUCAGUGUUUACGGGCGAGAAAAUGCUCACCACUGACUGCAAUGGAUGGGAGGAGGAUAAGCGGAUGCUGGAGAAAUGGGGUUUCUAUCCAAUGGCAGGGUUUCAGCGAGGGGAGUUCAGGGGUGGUGCUACUGCUACUACUGCUACAACCGCCACCGCCACCACCACCUCUCCCACCACUUCCCCUCCUGUUCCUCCUGCUUAG
Histoplasma mississippiense is the source of this 1197-nucleotide messenger RNA. RefSeq names its product biotin synthase. The transcript has 2 exons. The record is from RefSeq and is a predicted model, not a curated record. The coding region runs from base 1 to 1197 and encodes 398 amino acids. Gene Ontology annotation, biological process: biotin biosynthetic process. Gene Ontology annotation, cellular component: mitochondrion. Gene Ontology annotation, molecular function: biotin synthase activity; 2 iron, 2 sulfur cluster binding. NCBI's taxonomy places the organism in Eukaryota, Fungi, Ascomycota, Eurotiomycetes, Onygenales, Ajellomycetaceae.